CCUCUUCAAACAUGGUUGGCACGCGCUCUCCGCACCGCGACUGUGGUUAUUCUUGCUUGUAGGAACCAUACUGAGUGCAUACCAAUCUCCUUUAGGCAAGUGUUGCGGCGGAGGAGAUUCAGCAGAGCAGCAAGGAGGACGAUCGAUUACCGCCGGUAGCAACAAGCACGGACCGGAAGUUCCGCGUCUUCGCUGUCCGGGGGAGCCGUUAGGCGCGCACGCCGGAAGUGGCCAAUCAGCCGGUGUGAGGCGGUGCCCACUGUGUUCGCGUCCCUCGGGCAGCAGAGCCAUGGAGCCCGGGGCUGCUGAGCUUUAUGACCAGGCCCUGCUAGGCAUCCUGCAGCACGUGGGCAAUGUCCAGGACUUUCUGCGCGUGCUCUUCGGCUUUCUCUACCGCAAGACCGACUUCUACCGCCUGCUGCGCCACCCUUCUGACCGCAUGGGCUUCCCUCCCGGGGCCGCACAGGCCCUGGUGCUGCAGGUCUUUAAAACAUUUGAUCACAUGGCCCGCCAGGAUGAUGAGAAAAGGAAGAAGGAACUAGAAGAGAAAAUCAGAAAAAAGGAGGAAGAGGCCAAGGCGGUGACAGCUGCUGCAGCUGAGAAGGAAGCUGUGCCUGUCCCAGUGCAGGAGGUAGAGAUCGAUGCUUCUGCAGACUUGAGUGGGCCCCGGGAGGUAGAGAAGGAGGAGCCCCCAGGCCCACAGGGCCCCGAGCACAAAGUGACCCAUGGCUUGGAGGAGGCAGAAGCUCCAGGAACAGUUGGCAGUGCUGCUGAAGGCCCUAAGGACCCUCCUGUGCUCCCCAGGAUUCAGGAGCAGUUCCAGAAAAAUCCUGACAGUUACAACGGUGCCAUCCGUGAGAACUACAUCUGGUCACAAGACUACACUGACCUGGAGGUCAGGGUGCCAGUGCCCAAGCACGUGGUGAAGGGGAAGCAGGUCUCUGUGGCCCUUAGCAGUAGCUCUAUCCGAGUGGCCGUGUUGGAAGAGAACGGAGAGCGUGUGCUCAUGGAAGGGACGCUCACUCACAAGAUCAACACCGAGAGCUCCCUCUGGAGCCUUGAGCCGGGCAGGUGUGUUUUGGUGAACCUGAGCAAGGUCGGCGAGUACUGGUGGAGUGCCAUCCUGGAGGGAGAAGAGCCCAUCGACAUCGACAAAAUCAACAAGGAGCGCUCCAUGGCCACUGUGGACGAGGAGGAGCAGGCUGUCCUGGACAGACUCACCUUCGACUACCACCAGAAACUGCAGGGCAAGCCCCAGAGCCAUGAGCUGAAAGUCCAUGAGAUGCUGAAGAAGGGUUGGGAUGCUGAAGGCUCUCCCUUCCGAGGCCAGCGAUUCGACCCGGCCAUGUUCAACAUCUCCCCAGGGGCUGUGCAGUUUUAAUGACCGGAAGUAAAGGAAACCCUCGCCAUCGGGGAAAUGGAGACGCUGUCCUCCUCACUCCCUGCAUGCCAGGGACUCACUCCUCCUGAUCAGUCCUAGCCAUUGUUUUCUUUCGUGAUGAACCAGGCCUUCCAUGCCGACCUUCCUUCCGCCUUCAGACUCUUCUAGAGAAGGUGCAGGGCCAGCUGCUGCUCGGCAGUGUCUGUGGCCAACACCAAACGGAGGUGUUUGACAUGCAGGAGGGACAUGUCCCAGCCUACUGGUAGCACAUGUUCUGUCUCCACAGCAACCAGGCACUGCAGGCAGCAUUUCCCUUUUCCCCUAUUCUUUGCUUGCUGUUGUUUUGAUGCUAUUCUGCUUGCUUGUCUUCUGAUUGCGGAUAAGGAGUGGCUGGGCUUAGACAAAGCUAAGUUGAAUUGUGUGGGGCCAGGUACUUGCAUGAGGGCUAACGGGGCAUGGCUGUGGGGCUACUUCUGGGGCUGCUAUGGGGUUCCCUCACUUCUUGUUGACCUGUGUGUGUCUCUCCUCCUACUUCUCUGUGUGUGUGUGUGUGCGUGCGUGCGUGCGUGCGUGUGUGUGUGUGUGUGUGUGUGUGUGUGUGUGUGUGUUUUCCAUCUUGCUCAUUUCUUGUGAAUACACUUGACCUGCCUCAGUUUUAUGGGCAGAGCAGCAGAAACUGGGGUCUGUUUGAGAUGUUGAAAGAGAGUCUUAGUUCUGGCCUCUGGCCCAGGUGUGGCAAGGAUUCCGCCUACCUUCUGACUGCAGCUGCCUUGCUUCGAUUCUUGUUGAAGUGAACUGAGACUAGCCACUACUACUUGCUCCCCACAAGCCCUCCUCUUUGGGUAUGCUGCAUUGAAGCCUGGGUACCUUCAAGAGGAGAUCACAGCAUGUUGGCAGUUCAUUGGCAGAUUGUCAUCUAUAUUCCCUAAGGAUGCCUCAGGAAGAAAAAUGUACCCAUUAGCUUGAAGGCAACUACAAUUGAGUCCAAGAAAAUGAAGAUUUCUCUGUGCCAAUCACUAGACUGCUUCCUAGAGCUCAGAGACUGUGUGGCCAGGCCAGCCAGGGUAUAAUGAUGUAACCAAAGGAUCAGGACCCACGUGUCCCAACCCUUUACGGACUCUCUCUUUGCCAGUUGGCACCUGGUAUCUCCAUUUGCCUGGCUCUCAGUUUGUGUGUGUGUGUGUGUGUCACAGCACUGAUUUCUGUACUCUGGUAACCAACCAUACAAACUGCAAGAAUUGAGACCAACUGAAGUCAAGGCAGCCUGUUCUCUGGAAAUAGCCCUGCAUGGAGUAACAUGUCCACAUGUUCGGAAGGAGCCAUUGGAAGAACAGAUUGUACAACGUACUGAACUGUGUAGACAGGAGCUGGUUCAUUGCAGUCAUUUGAGGGAUUUCUGGUUUACUUCUUAAAAGUCCACUCUGGGAGUUAAUCUAUGGGCCCAGGUAGACGAUGAUGGUGGUUAACGGACAGCAGUGGACCCCAAAUACCCACUCUGAAGUCUGAACUUGUGAUUGGACAUUGGUCACCCAGUUGAUGAAAUCUCUCUAAAGAGGUCACCAUCUAGGAACAGAAUCUGUCACAUUCACAAGAUCCCAGGAUACUUUGCUGUUUGUUCCAUCAAGGUUCUAGGCUGUGCAUAUCCCUGUCCCAUGCAAGCUUUCUCACCUAAUGAAGUCUCGUGGUGUGUGUGUGUGUGUAUCCGCAGGCUUCUCUCUAGUCCUGGUUGCCUACCUCCUUAUCCUGUGGGUAGUCUUGCAAAAGGGAUAAUGAUGUGGAGGACCCCUGCAUCUUUUUAUUUAGGACAGUUUUACUCUGUGUGGACUCAUCUUCAUCAUUGUAGCAUGGUUUUAUUUUCUGUGUUACAUUUUUUCUUUGUCCCUGCCCUGUUUCAACAAACAAGCUGUAUAGAAAAAGCAGCCUGGGGAUAUGGCAUCAGAUUAGGCUGUGUGGCAGGAACCUGUGCUCUGUGGCAUGUUGUGCAUGGUAUGGUGGUGGCUACUGUAUCUACAAGUCUCCAUCACAGUGAGGCACAAUCCCAGCCAGCCAAGUAGAUAGUUCUUUGCCCUGAGGCUCUGCCCUGGUUUGCCCAGCCACUGAAACUGGCCCAUUGCCUGUUUUCUCUUUUUAGACACGACAGUCACAGUUUGGUCUCUAAGUCCCACAAGCUGAGGUCUGAGGAAAGCAGGGUGACUCUGUCCUCCUUGUCCAAAGACCCAGAGUGCAAAGUCCACUGCAGAGUGCAGUCCAGCCUGCAAAGUCGCUCUGGCUCCUCGGUGUUGGUUUGCAAUAAAUCUGUAUUUAAGCAGU
Molecule: messenger RNA, 3691 nt
Organism: Apodemus sylvaticus (European woodmouse)
Lineage: Eukaryota; Metazoa; Chordata; Mammalia; Rodentia; Muridae
Gene: Nudcd3
Product: NudC domain containing 3
Exons: 6
Coding region: 290-1381 (363 amino acids)
Biological process (GO): protein folding
Cellular component (GO): cytoplasm
Source: RefSeq, a predicted model, not a curated record